Messenger RNA from Apus apus (common swift), 794 nucleotides. RefSeq names its product rab-like protein 2A. Gene Ontology annotation, cellular component: Golgi apparatus; endosome. NCBI's taxonomy places the organism in Eukaryota, Metazoa, Chordata, Aves, Apodiformes, Apodidae. The record is from RefSeq and is a predicted model, not a curated record. The transcript has 8 exons. Gene Ontology annotation, molecular function: GTPase activity; GTP binding. Bases 2 to 712 code for a protein of 236 amino acids.
CAUGGCGGCGGAGGCGGAGGCGGAGCGGGAGCGGCGGCGGCAGGAGCUGCAGGAGCAGCAGGAACAGGCCCGGGAUGAGGCCGCGGCCGGCGCGGGGGAGACCGUGAAGAUCAUCUGCCUGGGCGACAGCGCCGUGGGCAAGUCCAAGCUGCUGGAGCGGUUCCUCCUGGAUGGCUUCCGCCCCCAGCAGCUCUCCACCUUCGCCCUGACUCUCUACAAGCACCGAGCUCGGGUGGACGGGCAGGAGGUGCUGGUGGACUUCUGGGACACAGCUGGACAGGAGAGGUUCCAGAGCAUGCAUGCAUCCUAUUACCACAAGGCCCAUGCUUGUAUCAUGGUGUUUGACGUGCAGCGGAAAGUCACCUACAAGAACUUAAACAGCUGGUACAAGGAGCUGAGAGAAUUCCGCCCAGAGAUCCCCUGCAUUGUGGUGGCCAACAAAAUCGAUGCGGAUAUGAAGGUGACCCAGAAGAGCUUCAGCUUUGCCCGGAAGUUCAGUUUGCCCUUUUACUUUGUGUCUGCUGCAGAUGGCACCAACGUAGUGAAGGUCUUCAAUGAUGCCAUCAAACUGGCUGUUGGUUACAAACAGAACUCAGGAGAUUUCAUGGACGAGGUCCUGCGGGAACUGGAGAGCUUUGACCUGCAGAAGAAGAACGAAAAUUUGUCGGAUAAAGAGGAGAGCUGCCCUGAAGAGGAUCCCCCAUCUGCCUGAGCCCCAGACCCACAUUCCCUUUGCUCCAGAUUUCUGGGGCUGGUUAGAGCAACAAACACUAAAGAUUUUUUUUUUUUAUAAA